GCCCUGACAGGUUAAAUAACCAGGAAAGUGGCUGAGCUGGGAUUUGAACCCAGGCUGUCUGGCUCCAGGGAGCACCUCCUAAUUUUGAGGUUACACUGCUUUCCUGACACCUUUAUCACCCCCAAGACACCAGCCAACAGCCUGGGAGCCAGCCAGGCAAGGUCUGAAGCCUAACACAGGGAGAAUUUUCACCAAAAUUUUCUGGGUGAGGCCCCAAAUAGGCUACAAAUUCUCCCAUUUCAGCCCUUUCUCACCAUCCUUCUCCCCAGUCCCCAUCGGAGGCACCUAAGCUUAUCCAGGGAAGCUGCAGGGAACUUCCAGGGGUUCCCUUUAGGGGCUCCAGAUGGAUAAGUCUGGAGGAGCUCCUGGAACCAGAGCUGGAGGGGCACACAUAAGCCUUCCAUAGCACUGGAUGAAAAAGGUGUCCUAAUGUUUACAGAGCGCUCACUAAAGUUGUAAGAAAUUUAUUCUUACUAACUCAUUAAUACAACAACCCUGUGAGGUACUGUUAUCCCCAUUUCACAGAUCAGGAAACUGAGGCACAGAGAGGUCAUGUGACUUUCCGAGGUCACACAGCCAGUGUGAAGAGCCAGGACGCGAUCUAUUUUCCAUAAGCAGGAGAACCAAGGCAGAGGCUGCUCAACUCCAGCCCAGCCUGGCCUGGCCCACCUGACUCAGUCAGUCAACCCCUCUUUUGUGCCUUCCCAGCAUAAUCUGCUCUCUUUGCACCUGCUAGUCUGGGCUCCCACUUUCUUUAUCAACCAGAUUGCUUGAGAUCACCUUUAUAGUUCAUUCUUACACUGACCUUCAUUAUUAACCCCAUUUUAAAGAAGAAGAAACUGAGCCUCUGGGAGGCUGCAUAACUUGCCAGAGCUCUAACAACCAGAAAGCGACAGAUUUGGGAUUUGCACACAGACAUUCAGAUGCUACCCCUACCCCCAACUGCCUCAGCCUGAGCAAGCCCAGCCUGAAGGCCUCCUCCAGGAGUCUGCAGCCCAGCCAGGGACGCGACUCGGGUCCCCCAGCUCAGCUCUCCAGAUGUGUGUGUUCAUGCUUCACCUGGACUUGGACUCAGAGUUUCCUGCUAUCGAGUGUCCAAGUUAGUCACACUCUGUCUGAGAGCCUACAGAUUAUCUGAGCAGGAGCGGAAACAACAUUGUGGCAUUAAUCAGGUCAGCUAUCUGAUUAAUCAGCUCAGGCCCCAGCCUGCUGGAGUGUGGCUGAUGCCAGAAAAGAUAAUUCUCAGAAAAACCAGCGCCUUGUUGCCUAAAACCAUCCUAGGAGUUGCUUGACUCAGCAACUACGAAUAUUUCUCAAAAGGAAAGCCGUCUGCCCCAAGGGGAAGCAAGGAAGCUCACGGUGUCAGGAAGCUCAGGGCAGGGGCAUCUGCAAGGGGAGGCCCGGGGCUGAGCGAGGCCUGGCACUGCUGGCGCCAAGUGAGGGAGCAGGGACUCAUUCUGUCGUUUGGAGGAUGAGGAGAGAUUUCCUCCGAGACUGGCCAGCUGUGCUAAUUGGAAGAAUGAACUGGAGAAACAAUAGUUUUUUAAAGUAGAUAAUCUGUACGCAUUCAGAAAUAUGCACACAUCCUUCCGUUAGUGUGAGUCUGCAGUGAAGACGCAUCUGGCAUGUCCACUUCUCCAUCAGUCAGGGUCUUGGCAGGAAGCAGGGCCACUCAAGCAGGGUGGCUGGGAGAGGUUAAUACAGGAAUGGUUGUCAAGGGUGUGGGGAGGGUAAAGGAACCAAUGCGGAAUGUGCAGCACCCCAGGACCAGCAUCUCUGGGGAGUUGUGACUGUCCCCAGGCCUGGAGGAGGAAGAGGGGAGAGCGGUACAGGACAGUGAUUCCAACAAGAGCUGAUGACUGCAGUAAAGGGAGGCAGCCAACCUGGAGCAACCCUGGUAGGGGUAUAAAUACUCUCCCAACACCAGGCCCUGGCCAUUCUCUGAUCCCAGUGAGUGGCUUCCCUUGGCCAAGCCAGCAGAAGCCAGAGGGCAGGGGAACCCCGUGAUACAAUCAGUGGAGUAGGAUGGAGAAGGGCAAGAGUGGAUCUGGGCGGGCCGCUUCCGGCCAGCGGCAACCACCUCUCCCAUCCUUUCCACCAGCUGCCAUUUCUGAGCAUCUGCUGUGCGCCGCCUUGGGCUUGACACCGUGAAAAUGCAAACACCAAGACCAAAAACCCACGAGAGACUGGAAAAGAAGAAAUGGACGUAAACGUCACUUGCACUGGGGCUUUACCCAUCGCCAAUGAGGCCUAGCCUUUGAUACAGCUGGAACUACAUCCUAGAAACAAGAUGUUGGUAGAGAGACUGGCUUACUCCUGAGCCCAUGAGGGGUGAGGCCCCUUCAGGCCCAAAGAUGGGGAACAUCAGUGCAGACAACGCCUCGCUGAGCUGUGCCAUUGACCACACCAUCCACCAGACGCUGGCCCCGGUGGUCUAUGUCACCGUGCUGGUGGUGGGCUUCCCGGCCAACUGCCUGUCCCUCUACUUUGGCUACCUGCAGAUCAAGGCUCGGAAUGAGCUGGGUGUGUACCUGUGCAACCUGACGGUGGCCGACCUCUUCUACAUCUGUUCGCUCCCCUUCUGGCUGCAGUAUGUGCUGCAGCACGACCACUGGUCCCACGGCGACCUGUCCUGCCAGGUGUGCGGCAUCCUCCUGUACGAGAACAUCUACAUCAGCGUGGGCUUCCUCUGCUGCAUCUCCAUCGACCGCUACCUGGCCGUGGCCCACCCCUUCCGCUUCCACCAGUUCCGCACCCUGAAGGCCGCCGUGGCCGUGAGCGUGGUCAUCUGGGUCAAGGAGCUGCUGACCAGCAUCUACUUCCUCAUGCACAAGGAGGUGGUGGAGGACGAGGACCAGCACCGCGUCUGCUUCGAGCACUACCCGCUGGAGCCGCGGCAGCGUGGCAUCAACUACUACCGCUUCCUGGUGGGCUUCCUCUUCCCCCUCUGCCUGCUGCUGGCCUCCUACCGGGGCAUCCUGCGGGCCGUGCGCCGCAGCCACGGCACCCAGAAGAGCCGCAAGGACCAGAUCCAGCGGCUGGUGCUCAGCACCGUGGUCAUCUUCCUGGCCUGCUUCCUGCCCUACCACGUGCUGCUGCUCGUGCGCAGCCUCUGGGAGUCCAGCUGCGACUUCGCCAAGGGCGUCUUCAACGCCUACCACUUCUCCCUCCUCCUCACCAGCUUCAACUGCGUGGCCGACCCCGUGCUCUACUGCUUCGUCAGCGAGACCACGCACCGGGACUUGGCCCGCCUCCGCGGGGCCUGCCUGGCCUUCCUCACCUGCGCCCGGACCGGCCGCGCCCGGGAGGCCUACCCGCUGGGCGCCCCCGAGGCCUCCGGGAAGAGCGAGGAGCCCGAGCUGCUGGCGAAGCUCCACCCGGCCUUCCAGAACCCGCACCCGUCCGGAGCAAGAGGGUGCCCCGUGGGCGGGCUGGCUUAGCCAGGUCACCCACGUGCAGGGUGGGGCGAGGCCUCGGCUGGCUUGACACCUGCCGCCAGCCUGGCUAAGUACAGGUGCCUCUUUCUGCUGGAGGGGACGACGGGCCUGGGCUGCAGCCAGACCUCUCUGGUUCCAGGGAGGCGGCUGUAGGGCUGAGUCCUAUGGGGCUGCUGCUGCUAGCUGGGCUGCUGGGGGGAGGAAGACCUGGUCACCUGGUCACCUCCAGAAGGUUUCCAAAGAGAAGCUGGGGUUGGGGGGCACAGAGUGUGAGGACAUGGAGUGAGGGGGUGCUGGGAGACGAGGGUGGGUACCUGGGUGCACGCCUGCCAGGGCCUUCCAGUGCUGUCGUAACAGGUAACACCUGUCCAGUUGCACUGGUGUUACCUGAGGAGGUGACCCACGAAGGUGUAUUGUCAUCCUUAACGCUUGAGCCCCAAUCCACAAAGACGUAGGGAGGAAGAUGAGUGGGGCUAGGAGGCUGGAUGGGGAGAAGGAAGGUGGGGAGGAGUCUGGGGCACUGAGAGUGUAUGUAGGGGAGACCCCAGAUCCAGCCCAGUCACAGUGUCACAGGGAGAGGUGAGCAGAUUCAUGGCUGACAGAAGCCUCAUAGGGCUCCCUGGGGCUCUGUGGGGCAUGAUGUCUGUGGUUCCGAAGCACUGAAGUUCAAGAGUCAGGAUAGAGGCCUCAAGCAGUGUGUCCAACACAGAUUCCUCCUAACUCACUUUCUGUUCCUAUCUGGCCAGAAGCACCACACUCAGAAACCUGAGACUGUGUGUGUGUGUGUAUGUGUGUGCGUGUGUACAUGGUUCAAAUGCCAAGGUCACCGUGAUAGCUAUGCACCAAGACACUGAGGCUAGGGUUAUGUGACUGCUGGUGGUGUCCCCUGCCACACACACUGCAGAGUGCCUAGCAGUCUCAGAAAGGAGCAUGACAUUUUCUCUAAGUUCUGAGAACAGAACAAAACAGAGAUGCGUUCUCUGGCAUCUCGCAGCCUAAAGGCCUGGGGUGAAGCUCCACUGUGGUUUAAAUAGCUUCUGUGACAAGGAGAGGAGCGCCCUGGGCUUGCUGUGCCUCCUUUGUCCUCCAGCACUGCUCCUCUGCUGGAUGUCCCACCUCACCCACCUAGAGAGUGACGGUGGGCCUGUGGGCCACAUGCAGCCCAGGGUACUGACCACUGUCUCUUGUUCUGUCCUGCAAGGCUGGGUACAGGGUCCAUCUCUCCUGCAACUUCAUGUCCAAUCAUGUUAAGCCCCUGCCCUGGUAAACAUACCAAGGACCAGAAGAGCUUCUUGCUGCUCCAGGGACCUGCCCACCUUUACAGAAAUGCUAGCCCUUUAGAUUUCCUAAUCGGUGGGCUGGAGCCAGCUCUGACUUCCCUCAAGGCCUGGGAUUUGAGCUCUCACAGCCAACGGGCUAGGUGGGCUCAACCCUGGGGAGGGACCAGGGAUAGGAAGAUAGAAGCUGGCAUCAGUAGAACAUUUCUGGAAUCUGCUAAAGGGAGAACUGGGGAGAGCACCUUCUUCAAUCACUCUCCCUCCCUCCCCUCCCCUCUCCCAGAAGCAAACUUAUUCUGAGUUUCUGAACCCUCCCGUCAGGGGUGCCCAGAGGCUGACGGCCCAGGGUGGAGGGCCCUAAGGAAGGGAGGCCUCAGGGCUGCACUUGGCUUUGAAUGGGCAGCUGCUGCACCAGCUACUUCUGAAAGGUCUCCCAUAACCUGGGGAGGUUCUCUUCCCCUCCUUGGAGGAGGAAGGGACCAGGUCUGAAGGUGGCUGAGAUGGCCAUAUGGCCAAGAAAAGCCUACCCAGCCCCAACCCAGGAUCUUACUGGGGCAGCAGCACUGGUUGAGCCCUCCAUGCUGCCUCAUUUUGAUCUUAAACAUUCCCACUGGGAUAAACUGGGAUGAGCUGAGGAUGGUUCCAUUCACUAUCAAGAGUUGUAUUUUUGUACUGUCCUCUCUUUUAUGCCAAGUAUACAUGUGUUGGAUCGUGCAAUGGAUUUAUGUAGCAAACUUGAGUCACAAAUAAAGCAAAGUAACCAGCCA
Camelus dromedarius (Arabian camel) is the source of this 5481-nucleotide messenger RNA. RefSeq names its product G protein-coupled receptor 68 (gene GPR68). Gene Ontology annotation, cellular component: membrane. Gene Ontology annotation, molecular function: G protein-coupled receptor activity. The record is from RefSeq and is a predicted model, not a curated record. Lineage: Eukaryota; Metazoa; Chordata; Mammalia; Artiodactyla; Camelidae. The coding region runs from base 2325 to 3440 and encodes 371 amino acids. Gene Ontology annotation, biological process: G protein-coupled receptor signaling pathway; cellular response to pH. The transcript has 2 exons.